AUGUCUUCAGGAACAGGCCCAAUUCCAGAUCGGGGCACUCCUCGCAAUGAAUGGGAUCGCCAACCCCCAACCCCCAUCUCCGUAGCGGACUGGGCUCAGGGACCAUUUGUCGAGCAGCCCAACGACACCUACUACAAUACCGGGGCAAGAGGCAAUGGAGUGGUGGUUCCAGGUCUACCGCCUUGGAUCGGUCAACAGGGGCUCAGCGGGCGCGAACGCUCAUGGAUACGUGAACCAAUUUUGCGAUCGGUCGAUUACGGUUACUUGGCAACACCGGGCGAGUUGGCCAGAAGAACUCAGCUCCGCGAGGCAAUCCUGGUUACCAGGGCUGGGCGACAGCCUCCUGUGGUGAGGAAUCACUGGAUGGAGACGCUAUCCAAAUCAGAAUUCGAAAUACAAUCGAUGAUGUCGGUCAGUAAAUCGCUGACGUCUACGACCGAACUAAAGACCACGCCGAACAGUCUCUCUCUAGAGUUUCGGGAGACUUUUCAAGAGAUUGCAGUCGUACAGAUUAGAGUGAGCUUCAUCUCCAAACUGGCUCAGCGAAAGAACAAGACCUUGACUGAAGCAACAGCGGAAAAGGUCACACUGUAUCAGACGAUCCAAGACAUCCAUUACAUGGUACGAAAUGAGAAGGCGACUGCGACUGACGUAUACGGGGAGGACGAGUUGAAGGCAUCCAGCUUGCUAUAUCGUUACUAA
Talaromyces proteolyticus is the source of this 702-nucleotide messenger RNA. RefSeq lists its product as uncharacterized. Lineage: Eukaryota; Fungi; Ascomycota; Eurotiomycetes; Eurotiales; Trichocomaceae. The transcript has 4 exons. The coding region runs from base 1 to 702 and encodes 233 amino acids. The record is from RefSeq and is a predicted model, not a curated record.